CAGUGUGCCACAGUUUUAACCAAAUAAAAGAAGCCGCAAUUCUUGAGUUUACAUCAAAAGUUUAUUAUAAAGCAAUGGCUCUGGCCAUUAAAAAGACCCAUGGCUCCUUUGUGGAGACCAUUGAUGGAGCGCCACCGCUAAAGAAGCUUCGCCUACAGACUUUGGCGGCAUCGGCGAUCAAUAGGAGCAAAUCAAAAAGUAAGACAAUCGAAAAGAAACUGCAAGUCCUGAGCCAAUUGGAACCAUACUUUACGGGAGGAGCAACUGAUACCAUAGCCGGUGCAGGUGCAGGAAGUUGUGCCAUUGGAGAUGUUGGCGCUGGUACCAGUACGGCGGUGGAUGCCAACACCACUGUCACAGUAGUAGCGGCUUCCGGUUCUGGUCCGCUUGUGGUCAGUGGUCAGGGUCCGCAGACGACAACAGGCAGCGGCAGUAGUAGCACCACCACCACAACUGGCCGCUCGACCAAGGAACUACUCGAGGUGCUGGUAAAAAUAACCGAUGAGAUCACCUACGAAAAUGUGGACUUGGCGGAACUGAAGGAGGCUUCAACAAAGAUAUUCCAAUUGUAUCAACUACAGGAUCCCGAUAGCGAUACCUCGGUUCGCGUUAAACUGCUCGAACUGCUGUGUGGCCUGGGCUGCGAAUGCACUACGGAACAGGCAAUGACACUUAUUAUUGACUACUUUAUGUAUCUGUUGCGUAAGGAGACUGCCCAAAAGGUGCUGGCCAAGGGCAUGAUGUGUCUGUAUAGGAUUGGCCAACGUCGUGGUCACUUGGUGCCCAUGUCGUAUAAUACGCAGGUGGCCCACCUGGCCAAAGAGCAGCUGCGCUCGGGCUCAACCCAUACACAAAAGAAUGCCAUGUUGGUAAUUGGGAAUUUCUCCACCCGCUUGGAGGGCGAACGGCAUUACGUCUGGAAAUUGGCCUUUUAUAUAGACUCCCAGGACUCUGGUGUUAGGGCACAGGCUCUCCAUGCCCUGCUAACACUAGGUGAACGCGGCUCCAAAUUGCCAGCGGUGCUAUACAAACGGGCUGUCGAGGCCAUGAAGGACGAUUACGAAUGUGUGCGCAUGGAGGCAUUACGUCUUGUCUAUGUGCUGGGAAACUGUCAUCCAGAUCAAGUCAUUGGCUCGGAGGGGCGAGGCGAACAAGAGGAUAUCCGGAUGAUAGAUGCCGCCUUCAGCAAGGUCUGUGAGUCGUUGUGUGAUCUUUCACUUCAAAUUCGAGUCCUUGCCGCCGAAUUGCUUGGCGGCAUGACACAAGUUAGUCGAGAAUUUCUAAACCAAACGUUGGACAAAAAGCUGAUGAGUAAUCUCCGACGCAAGCGGACGGCGCACGAGAGAGGAGCUCGCCUUGUCACCAGUGGCGAGUGGUCUUCGGGGAAACGCUGGGCCGAUGACGCCCCGCAAGAGCGUUUGGACGCCAGAAGUAUUUCGAUUAUAGCCAGCGGAGCCUGUGGUGCUCUAAUCCAUGGGCUGGAAGAUGAAUUUCUUGAGGUCCGAACGGCAGCUGUCGCCUCGAUGUGUAAAUUGGCCCUGUCGCGUCCAGAUUUUGCUGUGACCAGUUUGGACUUUCUUGUAGACAUGUUCAACGACGAAAUUGAGGAUGUCCGCCUGAAGGCCAUUUACAGCUUAACAGCAAUUGCCAGACAUAUUGUUCUUCGUGAGGAUCAGCUGGAAAUUAUGCUUAGUUCGCUCGAGGAUUACUCAGUGGAUGUGCGCGAGGGCUUGCAUUUGAUGCUUGGUGCCUGUCGCGUAUCAACUCAGACCUGCCUGCUGAUGGUGGUACAAAAGCUGCUCGAUGUGUUGGCCAAAUAUCCCCAGGAUCGCCAUUCCACUUAUGCCUGCAUGAGAAAAAUUGGACAAAAGCAUUCGCAUCUAGUGAUGGCUGUAGCCCAGCAUUUGCUCUAUGUGCACCCGUUUUUCGAGACACCCGAACGUGAUGUCGAGGAUCCGGCAUAUCUUUGUGUCUUGAUCUUGGUUUUCAAUGCUGCAGAGCAUCUGGUACCCAUCAUCAGUCUCCUGCCUACGGCAACGCAUCGCCAUUACGCCUAUUUAAGAGAUAGUAUGCCUCAUCUGGUGCCACAGCUGCCCAUCGAAGGAGCCUCUUCCUCUAAUGGCAUGGUGGUCCAAGCCGCUGGCAAAUCUGCCAAUUAUCUCCAAAUGAUCCUCAAUCACAUUGAGGAGAUUUUCACGAUGACCGAUGAGCGAGUAGCAUUGCUACAAACCGCCCAGAGCAAUCUACAGCGCCUGGGAGCCAUCGACUCGGACAUGUAUGGCACAUCCAAUUUUCUGGAGACCUUUUUAGCGGCCCAAAUUCAAAUCGAACAAAUGCAACGCUGUACCAGCACCCAGCGGAGUCGUGUCCCUCUCAAGGAAUCUCUGGCUGCUCUAAUACGCAAUUGCCUAAAGCUGCAGCACACUUUCUCCGGGCUGAACUACGGGGAUAUUUUGCAGGUGAAGCAAUUGCGACUCCGUGCCUGCGCCUUGCAUUUGGUGCUCGUGGUACGCGAUCGUUCCCAAAGCGCUUUGGGUCCAUGUCAAAUGCUUUUACAGACAGCCGGCGAUAUAAGUGCCUUCAUCAAGGCAAAUAGCAAGGAGGAUGAAGAGCAACAGCAAAUGCAACUCCAAUCGGGGGCGGAUGUUUCAAUCAGCAAGGAAAAGUCGUCAUUAUCCCACACAACAUCGACUGAUGCCCAGCCAGAUAGCUUUACCCGUCAGCUGUUGGGCAAAUUAGAUGCUAUUACCGAUCCAAAGCCUGGCCGAGUAUUCCGUGAAAUAUUGCCACUGGUCCAGAAUGCUCCCCCUUUGGCCUUGCCUCCGGCUAACGAUAAAAUACGUCGAUGUGUGGCCAAUAUUUUGGAGCCAUGUCCAUUGCAGUCGCAGGAUAAUGUGAUUAAGGUGACGGCAGGCCUUAUAGCUGCCGUGCCAUUUGUGGCUGAGAUUGACAAUCUGCUGGAAUCGCAAAAGGCGGACAUGCGCAUCAAAAUCAAAUAUCCCGAUCAGCAUAUGCACACGGUAGUGCCCAAAAUGUCCGACUUCAAGCCCAUCAUGACCGAGCAGGGUGAGCAUGAGACCAAUGUGCGUCUGAGGACCACCAUUCUAGUGUCCCAUAGUGUCUGGACGGAGGCAUCUCUGGUGGAAAUUCAGCUUUGUCUGGCCGUACGACCAGGCAGCGAGCUAGAACUAUGCAAACCGGCAAAAGUGCUGUUUGCACCCAAGCCAGUGCGUCGUGGCAUUUAGCUUGUAAUUAUAGUUUCUAUAUGUAUGUGUAUAUUUAUAAACGACAUCUGUAUGUUAUGAAAGGAAAAUAAUUAUUAAAGACAAAAACUAUUUUCGAA
This is a messenger RNA of Drosophila willistoni, 3343 nucleotides long. It is a transcript of the gene IntS4, whose product is annotated as integrator complex subunit 4. The transcript has 2 exons. Lineage: Eukaryota; Metazoa; Arthropoda; Insecta; Diptera; Drosophilidae. Gene Ontology annotation, cellular component: integrator complex. Bases 75 to 3245 code for a protein of 1056 amino acids. The record is from RefSeq and is a predicted model, not a curated record. Gene Ontology annotation, biological process: snRNA processing.